AUGCGUUUCGGCAAAACCUUGAAGAACUCGAUUUAUCCUCCCUGGGAGGAUAAGUAUAUCGAUUACUCCAAGGUUAAGAAACUUCUACGGGAAGGAGACGUUGAUGUAGAUGACAGUGACAACGAGGUGCAGCCAUGGACGGAAAAGGACGAAGAAGCCUUCGUGCAAGAGUUGGUCAAUGUCCAGUUGGAUAAAGUUAACAACUUCCAGGCUGAGAUGUCACAAAAGCUGCGCGAAAGGACUGCGGCCUGUGAAGCUAAGCUGGGCUCGCUUGUCAAGAAGACGGACGGGGAGACGGAUAACCAAGAGGAGCGAAGAAAAAUUGCGAGCGAAGCUCUACAGGAGCUCGACCAAAUAACCAAGGAGGUCAGCGAAUUGGAGAAGUAUAGCCGGAUCAACUUCACUGGCUUUCUCAAAGCUGCGAAGAAGCAUGAUCGCAAGCGUGGUGCCCGAUAUCAGAUUCGAGCGCUCGUGCAAGUUCGGCUUUCUCAUCUGCCUUUCAAUUCAGAGGAUUACUCCCCUCUUCUGAAUAGAUUGUCGGCCAUGUAUACUUUUGCGCGCCAAACGCUUAACCAGGGUCCGGAAACUUCUCAGGGUCCAGCUAAUGAAGGCGGCAUCACCCACGAAACUUAUGACUCUUAUAAAUUUUGGGUGCACGAGGACAAUGUUAUCGAGGUCAAGACAUAUAUUCUACGCCAGCUACCGGUUUUGCUCUACAAUCCCACGACGUCGAAAGAACUUGAUGUCUCUCAAAAGGACCCAACUAUCACAUCAUUGUACUUUGACAACCCCCAGUUCGAUUUGUAUAAUGGUAAGGUUACUCGAGCUCCAGAAGCAGGCUCACUCCGUCUUCGUUGGUCGGGUGACCUGAAAGAUAAACCAAAUAUCUUUUUGGAGAAGAAAGUUGUUACGGAAGAUAACCACAGCAGUGAAGUUCGAGUACAGCUUAAGGAGAAACACGUCAUGGAGUUCUUGAAAGGGGAAUAUGGGUUCGAAAAGAAGAUCACUCGACUGGAAGAUGUAGCUCACGGAGAAUCACAGCAAGCAGAAGCACUCAAAAAAGAUGUGGAGGAUAUUCAAUCAUUUAUCAAAGAGUACGGGCUACAACCGAUGGUGCGAGCAAACUAUACCAGGACCGCUUUCCAAAUACCUGGAGACAGUCGUAUCCGGAUUUCACUGGAUACGAACCUUGCAUUGAUUCGGGAAGACUCACUAGAUCCUGAACGACCAUGCCGUGACCCAGAGGACUGGCACCGGCACGAUAUUGACGAUGUGGCGAUGCAAUAUCCAUUUAGCUCUAUAAACAAGGGGGAAAUCUCACGAUUUCCCCACGCAUUGUUGGAAAUCAAACUAAGACACGGUGCACGCCACGCCGAAUGGCUUGAUGAUCUUAUGGUUUCUCACCUCGUCAAGGAGGCUCCUAGAUUUUCGAAGUUUGCUCACGGAGUGGCUCAAUUAUUUGAGGAUAAUAUCAAUACAUUUCCGUUCUGGUUGGGAGAGCUUGAAAAUGACAUUCGCCGCGACCCCGAGACUGCAUUCCAUGAGGAACAAGAGCGACUGGCUAAGCGGGCUGAGGAGGAAAUGGUCGUUGGUAGCUUCCUAGGGUCGAAAGCGAGCCCGCUACCGCUGAUGGUAGGAUCGCCAAUCACACGGAUGCAGGCUGGAAGAGGCAUCUCCCCUGCACGUUCUUCUGUCACAGCAGGUGUGGCGGCUGGACCCUCGUCGGUGCCAACUGCAGCCAGAGAAAUUCUACCUGAGACCGAAAGCAACAGACUGGCUCGGGUGGCUGAUGAAGCAGAUGCCCAACAAGCGAACAGGGAAGUGGGAGAGACGUCGUAUCUUAGCAGUCUUUUUCCUUCAUUCUCAACGUCUCGCUAUGCGCAGGCUCAUCGCCAACGUCGAAGUCUUCCUCCAGGUGUAGAGGCUCCGGCGGUGUGGAUCAAAGAUGCCGGACCGGUUCGUGUGGAGUCAAAAGUGUGGCUAGCGAACCAACGUACCUUUAUAAAAUGGCAGCAUGUUAGUGUCUUGCUGGCAUCAUUGUCAUUGGCUCUCUACAAUGCGGCUGGCAUCGACAAUACCGUUGCGCAGGUCCUAGCCAUUGUGUACACAUCCUUUGCAGUCUUUGCUUCGGCAUGGGGAUGGUAUAUGCAUGAGACUCGUGCUCGAUUGAUCAGGGAGCGCAGCGGAAAGGAUCUCGACAACCUGUUUGGACCGAUUGUCGUCUGUGUCGGACUUGCCGCAGCUCUUGUUUUGAACUUUGGCUUCAAGUAUCAAGCUGCACUCCGCGCCGCACGCGAUAGCCAGAACAAUGUUUUGGCUGCCUCCACGUUUUACAACACAACUGGAGAGCCUGGAUUACCGGGACUGGUCAAGCAGGAGAACUAUUGA
Messenger RNA from Talaromyces proteolyticus, 2388 nucleotides. Its product is annotated as SPX domain protein. Gene Ontology annotation, cellular component: fungal-type vacuole membrane; vacuolar transporter chaperone complex. Lineage: Eukaryota; Fungi; Ascomycota; Eurotiomycetes; Eurotiales; Trichocomaceae. The coding region runs from base 1 to 2388 and encodes 795 amino acids. The record is from RefSeq and is a predicted model, not a curated record. The transcript has 2 exons.